Megalobrama amblycephala (Wuchang bream) is the source of this 6161-nucleotide messenger RNA. It is a transcript of the gene susd1, whose product is annotated as sushi domain containing 1. The coding region runs from base 3366 to 6101 and encodes 911 amino acids. The record is from RefSeq and is a predicted model, not a curated record. The transcript is spliced from 24 exons. NCBI's taxonomy places the organism in Eukaryota, Metazoa, Chordata, Actinopteri, Cypriniformes, Xenocyprididae. Gene Ontology annotation, molecular function: calcium ion binding; protein binding.
UAAUAUCUGGUCUAAGACUGUUGUGUAGUAAACUCUUGACUAUACUACUCAGAUGGCCUAAUAGACAUCAUUAAUUUAUAAAGGCCUGAUUCUGUCGUGUGUAAUGUGCAGUCAUGUGUAAUCAGUGUGUUUGGAGUGGCGGGUAGAAAAGCUGCUGUGAUCAAAGAAGAAAAUAAUGAAAGUGUAAGUUCAGUACUGUCUAAUAAGCUCUGGUAAGACUUUGCUAUUUUAUUUCUAAGAGAGGUAGGAUCUUUUCUGUAGUUUGUGCUUUAUUGUUUAUGACUCAGACGUGUCUGUUUUUGUGUUCCUCUCGAGUGACGGCCGCGCCAGAUAGAAUGUCUUUCUUCCUCUGAAAAUGCCUUGAAGUCUCUUGGGAACUUUGAGUUAUUUUUGCUGCUUUUAAAGGCUUCACGUCUGUAUUCAUCCUGUGGAGAGCACCGGGGGAAAAAACUGCCCACCUCCCAUUUCCAUUCCCUCAUCCACUCCUGUUUCUUCAUCUUUCUGUUCUCUCAAUAUCGUAAAGUGUCUUAGUGCAUUUGUGGUUGGAUGUUUUGCAUUUUUUCUUUGUUUGCAACAUCUGGAGCAUUAAUGGUGCUGUAUCUGUGGAUGCUAAAAGUAAAUGGAUGGAUGUUGAGGUAUUAGUGUGGUAGUCGAAGGGCAAAAGAUGUGACCCGUCUCUUGGACCAGCGCUCUCCGAGGUGUGUUAGAAAGGGCUUGCCAUGGUCACCAAAGACAACGCUAACUCUGGCUCUAUUGGAAAGACAACCUGUGUGAAGAAGCAAAAGUGUAUGAUGAACAAUUCUCAAAAGGCUGGGAAGCUUUUCAGGGACCCGCAGAAGACUAUAUUUGAACCUGAACUGACCUUAGAGGUCACAGCUGAUGAUGGAAGGAAAUCAAAUCCGACAGAGGUCGCAGCGAACGGUGUUUUAGAAAAUGCUGUGAAUGAACAGACAUGUAAUGUAUGGAGUGUUUCCAAUCUCCAAAAUCUGAAAGAGAUGCAAUAUCUGCACCACGAGGCCGAGGAUAGUCUAAUCGACGCGUCACUGGACAUGGACAAGUCGUCUCUCAUGGGUUUCAUCGACUCCAGUAACCUGGAGAGCUCGGAGGAUGUUCAGACCGUUCCGUGCAUCCAGGUGGACGUUAAAACGGAUGUGGUGCUGAUUGAUGAGGAUGAUGAUGAUAUGUCCCUAAGGGAGAGGACAGUGACGGACAUGUCUACUACAGACGGGAACGCGGCCGAACUUGUGUGUGGGCGUCUUCAGUCAAUCUCCUCUGACUCCUCCCACUCUUUGUGUGAUGGGCGGAGUCAAGAGCAGGGCUCGACCAUGGAGACGCCUCAUGAGGAGCAGGAGCUGCCCAAUACACACAAACGCUCCUGCUGCCUCUGUGUUAUCAUAUGAGGUUUCUUUAAAAAGGGCCAAUAUUUUACACUUUUUGAACCGUAUUUUUUUUCUCAAAAAUAAUUUUAUAAUGUUAAGGCCUGUUCACAUCAAGGAUGAUAAAGAUGACAAUAAUGUCAACUAUAUAAUUUUGUUCUGUUUAUCAUGAGCACACACUGCAGUUUUGUUGUCUGUCACUUUAAAUGCUUGAGCGGAUUCUGAUUGGCUGUCAAUAUUUUUCUCGUUCAUCAGCUGGUUGUCAGAAUAUGCAAAAUGGAAAUACUCGCGGACUUUCUAACAUUUACAGAAAAGGAUAUAACCAUAAAAUGUAAGUUAUGCGGAAACCACGUGUCAAAGGCAGUAAACAGCACGCGCAUCUGUCAAAACACAAGAGUGGACGACAUGGUAAACGCUUAUGCUUUUGUUUGAAGCGCUUAUAAAUAUAAAGCAAGUUUCGGACAUCCUGGAUCACGUACCUUUCACAGAGCAGCUCUCUCUGUGUCCUCCGCUAUUUUCCAUAUGCGUUUUGUCUAUAGAAAUGGGUUAUUCACUACUGUAAAUCGAUGUGACUGGCUAAAGGUUUCCGAUGGUUUCCGAGCACAGCGCGCAGAGGCAACUAAUCACGAAUAAUUCGUUGUCGAUUAUUUCCAUUGUCGAUAAUAAUCGAUUUAUCGAUUUAUUUUGAAGCCCUAAUAUCUUUAUUGUUAUAGUUAUCGUCCUUGGUGUGAACGUACCUUUAGUAAAGGUUUCUUGCACCCAAAACUCAAUUAAUUUAGUUUUCCAUGACCACUUUUAAAUCUCUCUCUCUCUCUCUCUGACCCUUAUAAUUAAACAAGUCAUAAAAUGGCAUUUGUAACCUAUUUUACUUUCAUAAUGUGACAUGUUUCCUAGUGAAAGAAUAUUUUAAUGAGGAAAAGGUAUAGGGAAGGACAUUUUAUAAUGUUAGUAAAGGUCAUAAUCAAAUUGUUCAUAACCAUUUUUAAAUCUCUCUUGAACCCUUAGAAUUAAACAAGUGCAUUUUCCUAUUAAAGUCAUAACAUGAUGUUUGUAACCUAUACUUGCAUAAUAUGACAUAUUUCCAAAUGAUAUUUCCAAUAUUUUAAUGAGGAAAAGAUAGGGAAGGACUCAAAUUUACUUAUUGGAUCAUGAAAAGUGGAGCUCUUUUACAUCAGAAGAAGAAAAAGCCUGUUUUCCAUGAUAUGCCUUCUGAAGGAGUAAAUUUGUUUCUGCAUGGGCACAGUGGCUGUGAGGAAAUGGUUUAAGGUUUUGAAAGCUGAUGCUGCCAGUCAUAGCUAGUUUAAACCUAACCACAUUUUUUUUUUUUUUUUUUUUAAUUUGGGCUGCUUUUCCUGUGCGUCUGGCACAAUUGUGUUUUUGUGAAUUAUACAUUUUGUGUGUGUUUGUCUUUUAUCUCAGUUGUGCUGUAACCCUGGGCUUGUGAAAUAUUCAGUGCUGAGCUGAGUUUGUAAGAGGUCAGAAAGCACCGCUGGAAAUGUGCAGCAGUCAGGUGGAGGAAAUGCUUUUUCAUCUCAGUGAAGGUUUCCGGAUAAGCUGAGAGAGGACCAGAGCUACACCUCCAGAAAGAUAGCCCAUCAGCGGAAAUUGAAGAUGGGUGUAUUCACAGCAGUUUGGCAGCUUUCAUAAACAGCAGCCAAAAAUAGUCAUAAUCAGCAUGUGGCCAGUGAUGGUGCAAUUCCUGUGGCCAUAAGAAUGAGCAGGUUCCCUCUCAUACAGAGCGACAUUUAACUGAAUGUGUCAGCGCUGAUGAUAAUAGAUGCUCAUUACAAACCGCACAGACCGCUGUGUCCUUCAGAAAGCUGAGAGGAGAUGUGUUUGACCUUAACUAACCGUUCUGUGCCCCACUCAUUCACCACUAUCAACAGAGUUCAGAAUGGAGGAGGAGGGUCUUUAGGGGGAAAUUAGGAGAAAUGUGGAGCAGAACAGUGAUACAUUGAGUUUGCAAGAAGAGAGGAGAGGAAAACAGCAAUGACAGUCGAAAGAGUGGCCUUAUGCUUCCUGAUAAUUCAAAGCAUCUUUAAAGAUGUAAGAGUGAAGGCAGACACAGUGGAUGUUUGUGCCUCUUGCCAUAAAAAUGCUACCUGUGAUGAUAAAACUGAUGGAUCUGGAGGGAAAGUGUGCAACUGCAUGUAUGGAUUUGUCGGCAAUGGAAGGACUUAUUGCCAAGAUAAAGAUGAGUGUCAGUUGGGCAGAAUCUGUGGCGAUCACACCAAGUGUCACAACACGUACGGCAGCUAUUACUGCACCUGUCUUGCAGGCUACAGCCCUUCCAAUCACAUGAACACAUUCAUACCCAAUGAUGGAACGUACUGCCACGAUAUAGACGAGUGCAGCGUACAGGGGGUCUGUGGUGAAGGAGGACUCUGUCAAAACACAGAAGGAGACUUCACCUGCUCCUGUCAGACGGGUUACACAGUCCAGGAUGGAUCAGAACCCUUUAAUCCAAACCGAGAUGCAGCUUACUGCAAGAUGAUAGAUUGCGGGUCUCCUCCUUCAGUCCUCCACGCUGAGCAGCUCUCCCCCACCAUCACACACUACAACAGUGAACUCCAGUACGGCUGCAGGGAGGGAUUUCAGUGGAAGAGAGGACAGAAUUCCUCCAUCUGUGGUCUGGAUGGAAAGUGGCACGGACCAAGUUUGGUCUGUGAAGAAGUGGACUGUGGGGAGCCUCAUGUUAUACCUCAGUCAAAAUUGGUUUGGAAUAACAUCUCUCGAAUGGGAUCAUUGGCGCUGUAUGUGUGUGACCCACAGUUUUAUAACAGUGGACGUGAGAAUGUGUCAGUAUGUACUGCUCAUGGGACAUGGAGCCGUCCUGACUUCCAGUGUGAAGAAAUACAGUGCGGUUCUCCUCCGGUCCUGCCUCACUCAGUGUUAGUGUGGAACGGUGUCAGUAAGAUUGGUUCUGUGGCUCUGUAUAACUGUGUAACUGGAUAUCACAGUAUGGAUACAGGAAAUGUGUCCGUGUGUAAAACCAACGGUCAGUGGAGUAACCCAGACUAUUCUUGUGAAGAGAUUGUGUGUGGGGAGCCUCCUAUUCUGCCCCUCACUGUACAGAUAUGGAAUGGCAGAGUCACAUUUAACAGCACUGUAACAUAUCACUGCAAACACGGUUACUAUCCUAAACAAGGACAUAAUAUAUCUGUGUGCGCUGAGAACGGUUAUUGGACAAAACCAACUCUGUUGUGUGAAGAGGUGAAUUGUGGCAUACCGCCUUCUCUCCCCCUCUCUGUUAUGAUAUGGAGAGGAGACACUAAAGUUGGAUCCAGUGUGUCUUAUAUGUGCGUUGAAGGAUUUCAUAAUGUUAGGGAAGGAGAUGCGUCAGUUUGCGAUUCAGAGGGAAUCUGGAGUCUUCCUGAUUUUCUGUGUCAAGAAGUAGACUGUGGCGUCCCCGUCUCACUGCCUCACUCAGUUGUGUUGUGGAAUAACAGCUCCGGUCUGGGCUCUGUGGCCCUGUAUGUGUGUGAAGCUGGAUAUCGCACUGUGGGUGAAGGGAAUGUGUCACUGUGUAACUCUAAUGCAAAGUGGAGCAAAGUUAACAUGAGAUGUGAAGAGAUAAACUGUGGGCCUCCCCCAGAAUUCCCACUAACAGAUAUAAACUGGAACAAAGCAUCUACACUGGGCAGUGUGGUUCAGUACAAAUGUAAAUAUGGACUCGAACAGGAGGGUGACAAAAACACGUCAAAAUGCACAUCAGAUGGAACAUGGGAAAAAGUGUCUGUAACAUGUACAGUACAUUGUGGUCCUGCACCAGAGGUGCCGCACGCAGAGGUAGCAUGGGACAACAGCACUGCAGUGAUCCACCGCUGUGCUGAAGGACACUAUAGACACGCAGGAAGUGACAUUUCAAUAUGUGAUAUCACAGGAAAAUGGCAGAUAGCCACCCUACAUUGCAAAGAGCUGAAACUCACAAUUAAUGAUCUGGUGGUGAUUAAUGAAAGAUGUCUUCGCUGGAAUGCAGAGAAUGAGGGAAAUAGGGAGACAUACACAGUGACGUUCGUUGGAUUGCGAGACUUUGAUCAGCUGUUCAGUGACAGAAGAAAAAAGAUGUUCAGCUCCACGGCCCCGUUGCCUGUUCUCUGUUUAAAUCUCUUGCCUGCUACAAACUACACCAUAACCCUUAUAGCCGAGUCCACACGUGCCACGUCUACAGUGACAGCAAACACUAGCAUACCAGUCCCCCCCACACCAGAAAUCAAAUACAGUGAAGUAGAGGCUUCAUCGCCCACUCUCAAGUUACGGAGAUCGACGAACACACUUGACUCGAUAUGUAUGUACCAGGUGUUCGUGUUACCAGUCGGUGGCGUGAUGCUGUUUGACUGCAGCUCGUCUGUAAGUCCGCGGUUCUUCUCGCAGCAGAGAUGUGACCAAGGGUACGUCACGGCACAGAUACAGCUCAGCGGUCUCGGUGCAGAAUUAAACUUCACCGUAGGGGAUCAGCAGCUGUAUGGAGACUUCUUCAACGCACCUCUGGAAAACGGAAAGGACUAUUAUAUUAUCCUCCGCACUGUAUGCCAGUGGGGAAAGUCUAGAACACAGUCUUGUGUAAUCUGGGCUAAGACCAGAGGAACAUCCUACAUCAUGAAGAUAUCUGCUCUUGUAACUGUUGGAUUCAUAAGUGCUGUUGGCUCAGUCGUUGUCAUAGGAUAUUGGUACAGCUGGUACUGUAAAAAGUCCAGGUCCAGAUAUUUUUCUCCAGUUUUAUAAACCAUCUUAACACACCGAUUCCUUUGUUCUGAAAUAAAGCUGAACUGAUUGUGAUACUGA